UAAAAAAAAGGUCACAUCCCAACAUUCCUCCUCUGCUCCCUCAAACUUCUCCGUCUUCUUCCCUCACCCUUUUCUCUUCUUCUGCAACUCGUUAAACCCCUCGGGAUUCUAAACAUUCUCAUCACGACUUGCACGGACUCGCCGCAAAUCCUGCCGUAUUUGGAAUACCGGUACCAGUUUGUGAUUGGAUCGCCAUUUCUAGGAUUCCCGGUGCAAUCGUCGUGUUCUUUUCUUAAGAGGAGAACUGGCGAACCCCCUCGCAGAAAAUGUCGUGGUUGAAAUCGGCUGUGAGCAAGGCGGUGGAGGUUGGGAACAAUAGCAACCUGACUCGCGCAGUCAAGAACUAUGCAGACACCGUCGUCCAACAAGCUGGUCAGGCCGUCGCCGAUGGAGCCAAAAUCUUGCAGGAUCGCAUUGCCACUCUCAAUUUUAGAAGUGCUAAGCAAACAAUUAAGAGAUUGGAAGAGGCAGCUGUCUCCUGUAGGGGCCAAGAGAGAUCCUUGUUAAUGAGAAGAUGGUUGGAAGUGCUUAAAGAAGCUGAGAAAUCUGAGGCAGGUUCCUCGGAAGAUAAUAAAUACAAUGCUUUUGAGCAGUACCUUCUUCCUGAUGAUGCUAGAGAAGGUCUGAGAAAAGUAUCCACGAUUCUGUACUAUGAUGCUGAUGUUGGUGGUGAACCGCUCCCUUUCCGUGACAUUUUCCUGCAAAGUCAGGCUUUGGAGGGCAUCACAUUAUCCAUGAUCCUCCACUCACCAAAUGAAGAUGAAAUUGCUCUGUUACUGGAGUUGUUUGGUGUUUGUCUAACUGGAGGAAAGGAAGUUCAUAUUGCAAUACUGAGCAGUAUCCAGGAUCUGGCUACAGUUUUUACAAAAUACAAAGAGGAAGUGCUGGUUAAAAGGGAGGAGUUGCUUCAGUUUGUGCAAGGUGCCAUUACAGGGUUGAAGAUUAAUGCUGAGAUGGUCAGAAUUGAUGCUGAAGCAGCAGAUCUCAAAAACAAACUUGAUGGGAUAACUGUGCAGGGUCCAACGAAUGAAACCAAGGACAACGAAUCUGUUAGUGCCACUAAUGAAGCUAUAGAGGCUCUCAAGGAAGCAUUAGCUAAAAUCCGAACUUGUUCAAGACUGGAAGAGCUUUUAUUGAGAAAGAAAAGUUUAACCUUUGGAGACACUCCAGAGAUUCAUGCCCAAAAGAUCGACAAGUUGAAAGUCUUGACAGAAUCUCUUGCUAGUUCUGUGACAAAAUCUGAAAAGCGCAUUGUAGAUCAGAGAGUACAAAAGGAAGAGGCUUUGAAAGUUCGUCUGUCUAAAUCUGACGAAGCCAAUGAAAAGGAAAAGGAAAUAGGUGCUGAGAUCACUGUACUUGAAAAGGAAAGAGAUGAACUCGAAGCCCAGUUGAAAAAGGUUAAUAUUUCCUUAGCUGCUGCAAAUGCACGCCUCAAUAAUGCCAGAGAAGAGAGGGAACAGUUUUUAGAAGCAAACAAUCAGAUCAUUGAGCAUUUGAACGCAAAGGAAGAUGAGCUGACGGGCUCAAUAACUGCAUGCAAGGUAGAAUCUAAUGUUCUGGGCACGUGGGUUAACUUCUUGGAGGAUACUUGGGUUCUCCAGCGCUCCUAUGUGGAAACGACUGAGAAGCAGGCAACUGAUGAGCUGGAGAAUCAUGAGGAGUACUUCACGAAGUUGGCCGUCAAUCUUUUAACUGACUACAAGAAAGAAUUGGAACCUUCUAUUGGUCGCAUUGGUACAUAUGUUGAGAACCUAAAGGCAUUGAGUCUACGGUCAGAGGUAGCAGCCAGUGCAGAUAAUCAAGAUUCUCAAGUAACUAGCCCGAGGCGACAUCUUGAGGAAGAAUACAUGGACUAUGAAGCAAAGAUCGUGACCACCUUCAGUGUAGUGGAUAACAUGAGAGAGCAAUUCUAUGCUCAAAAGGGCGCAAGCUACAGGAAAGACGACGAAAGAGUGAAGGAGCUAUUUGACGAGAUUGAAAAGCUGAGACAGGAAUUCGAUGCCAUCGAGAGACCAAUUCUUGAGGUGGAGGUUCCGAGCUCAAAGCAAGAACCAACAUCCGAGGAGAGGUCAUCGGAAAUUUCUCCCCAUCCUAUAGCCGAGCCACCCAAGGGAGAACCUAGUUCACCAAAGCCACCUGCUGAGCUUCCCAAGAAACCAGCCACAAGUGGCGGUGAGGCUGGGAAACCCCUCGAUGCUGACGCAGAGCUAGCAAAGCUGGAGUCAGUGUUCGGCAAGCUUGAUCCAACGGAUUAUUCAGCGGAGGAGGUUGGCGAGUGGGAAUUCGACGAGCUCGAAAGAGAACUACGAGCCGGUGAUCACACCAAAUCCUGAACUGCGUACUGUAAACUACAGAAGCGAUAAAGUGUAAGAAGCACCCUCCAGCUUCUGUAUGACUUUAACUGCAGAAAUUCGUCCCUGGAAAAGAGAAGCUGAUGGAAGUUUUAGAUGACAAAGGCUUGCUUUGGACGUGUCAGUUUAAACUAAUGUAAACGGCAAUGGGGGAGCGAGAAUUCUUAGUUUCAAUUUGUUCAUUCUUAAUGUACAUCCACAACAAAAGAUUUGUUCUGUUGUAUUAUUGUAACAAAUAAUCAAACGCAGCAAAAGAGAUUUUAAGUUCUUUUUUUUUUUUUUGUUGGAAAAACAGGGAAGUUCUUUUUAUGGAUAUCUGAGGCCAAUUCUGAAA
Molecule: messenger RNA, 2685 nt
Organism: Linum tenue
Lineage: Eukaryota; Viridiplantae; Streptophyta; Magnoliopsida; Malpighiales; Linaceae
Source: the annotation of a GenBank genome assembly